This is a messenger RNA of Cynocephalus volans (Philippine flying lemur), 561 nucleotides long. RefSeq names its product keratin-associated protein 9-1-like. The record is from RefSeq and is a predicted model, not a curated record. The coding region runs from base 1 to 561 and encodes 186 amino acids. The transcript has a single exon. NCBI's taxonomy places the organism in Eukaryota, Metazoa, Chordata, Mammalia, Dermoptera, Cynocephalidae. Gene Ontology annotation, cellular component: keratin filament.
AUGACUAACUCCUGCUGCUCCUCUUGCUGCCAGCCCACCUGCUGCAGAACCACCUGCUGCAGGACCACCUGCUGCCGCCCCAGCUGUGGCUGCAGCCCUUGCUGUGUGUCCAGCUGCUGCCGCCCUUCCUGUGGUGGAUCUAGCUGCUGCCAGCCCAGCUGCUGUGGCUCCAGCUGCUGUGGCCAAAGCUGCGGUGGGUCUGGCUGCUGCCAGCCUUGCUGCCGCCCAACUUGCUGUCAAACCACCUGCUGCAGGACCACCUGCUGCCGCCCCAGCUGUGGCUGCAGCCCUUGCUGUGUGUCCAGCUGCUGCCGCCCUUCCUGUGGUGGAUCUAGCUGCUGCCAGCCCAGCUGCUGUGGCUCCAGCUGCUGUGGCCAAAGCUGCGGUGGGUCCGGCUGCUGCCAGCCUUGCUGCCGCCCCAGCUGCUGUGGCUCACCCUGCUGCCAGCCAGUGUGCUGCACACCUGUGUACUGCACGAGAACCUGCUACCAACCCACAUGCUGCUGCCUGCCCGGCUGCCUAGCCCAGGGCUGCGGGUCCUGCUGUGGAUCCAGCUGCUGA